Molecule: messenger RNA, 1799 nt
Organism: Punica granatum (pomegranate)
Lineage: Eukaryota; Viridiplantae; Streptophyta; Magnoliopsida; Myrtales; Lythraceae
Source: RefSeq, a predicted model, not a curated record
CCCCAAAUUAAAAACCGACCCCGCUUGCUUUACUAUAAAGUGAAGCCCAAUCAUCGGAAAAAGCCCACAACCCAACCCAUCCUUCUUCCUGGAGAGAGAGAGAGAGAGAGAGAGAGGAGAACGUGAGCGACGAUUUCGGGGGGAGGAAAAGCUUAUAGAUAUAGAUUCCGUCUAACCCAACCCUUCCUUCCUUCCUUCCUUCGAAUUCAACGUUUGUCAAGGAGCUUCCCCCCCCCCCUCUCUCCCGCUCUCUCUCUGUAUCUGCGUUCGAUUCACGGGAUCUCUCUCUCCAGGUGCUCUACUUCUCGAUUCAACCAACCCCGAUUUCGAUUUUCCUGCCCAUUUGUUGAAGCUCGUAUCUGUUUCCGAUCGGAUGGAGUUCGCUUCUUGAGUUCAUUUAGAAAAACACAAAUGGCGAAAGUUAAGGAGGUACGCAACAACUCUACCUCCCACCAUCAUCGGACGGCCCCGCGUAUGUUGUCAUGUCGCUCAUCCAAAGGAAUUAAGCCUGUUCUCUCUAAGCAAAGGAAACCCAAAUCAUUGAAAAAGAAAGAGUGGGACCAGGUAACCUGCUCAGUGUGCUUGGAAUAUCCCCACAAUGCUGUCCUCCUGCUAUGUUCUUCCUACGACAAGGGCUGCCGGCCUUACAUGUGUUCAACAGGCCGUCGCUACUCAAACUGCCUUGAACAGUACAAGAAGGCUUACAUGAAACUGAAGGAAGUGGAGGGUACUUCUUUAGGGAAUGUCCCAGCAAAUCAUGAACUUGCCACUGCCAACUUGGGAAAUAUGGGUGAAAAGGUUCAAGUGCCUGAGCUCUUAUGCCCACUGUGUCGAGGGCAAGUGAAGGGCUGUACUGUUGUGGAAACAGCGAGAAAGUACUUCAAUGGGAAGAAGAGGAUGUGCAUACAAGAGAAAUGCAUGUUCUCUGGGAAUUACAAGGAGCUCCGGAAGCACGUCCGGGCGGAGCACCCAUGGGCCCGGCCGCGGGCUGUGGACCCUGCACUCGAAGAGAAGUGGAAGAGGCUUGAGCAGCAAAGGGAGAGGAAUGAUGUGAUCAGCACAAUUAUCUCCUCUACUCCGGGGGCUGUGGUGUUAGGGGAUUAUGUAAUUGAACGAAACCCUCUUUUCAUAGACUAUGAAUGGGAUGGAUAUUCAAGUGAUGAUCUGGCUCCGCUAGAGAAUUUGGGCCGGGAGUUUGUGACUUCAGCCCUGAUGUAUGGUGAUGGUUAUGGCUCAAGUGAGGAAAAUUUGAAUGUGAACAGGUCUCGGUCCUCUCGAAUAUCAUUAACUUCAUCCCGUGCCUACCACAGGUAUCUGAGUGGCAGACCAAGGAGGAGGCCGAGGCAUUGACUCGUUGAACCAAAUGGAUGAAUCAGAAUGGUAUUUAAACUUAUCUCGGAGUUUCUUCCUAUUUCUGCAGUCAUCUCUAUUUCGUCAUGGCAAUUGGGGCAUCCCUCCAUGUUUCGUGGGAAACAUGGAGCUGGUGCAAAUCACUUUAGGGUAGAGGUUAGUGCAUUGGUAGCUUGAUGCCGUUUCCGCAUCAAGUCACUAACUGAUACUGCUGGUUGUAAAGCGUUAGUUCUGGAGUUCCCUUUCCGCAACUAAUUGUUAGUUAGGUCAAGUUAGUAGACCCAAGCUUGAUUUUUUUUCUUAUCUUGUGCUUCAGAAAAUGAUGUCGGGUCUCUGUUUUUAGGUUCAUCAGAUCAAUGGAUUAUUUUGGCAUUGAUUCAAUGCUAAAGAAUGUUUUAUGUACACAUGAGGAUUAUAGCAGGGAGCUCUUUUCCCUUUUGUUUGGUCCC